AGUAAGUAUUUAUUUAUCACAAGUGUAGUAAAGUCUGCUUAUAAAUUACGUUUUCUUUUUGUUUUCAAUUUGAUAAAGAAACAUGUUUGAACGAAAAUUGUUCGCAUUAAUUUUGGUUGGCUUCGUCAUUUGUGAGGUUUUCGUUGGAAAUGUCAACGCUGGUGAUAAAAAGAAGGGCGAUGGAAAGGGUAAGAAAGGUUACUACUUUUCGGCAAAUAUUGGAUUCGGGUGUGGUAAAAAGGACAAGGUAUCGGAACCAAUAAUUCUAUCACGAUCACAGUCACAAUCCUCAUUGGCAUCUACUCCAUCACGAUCGUCUUUUCCAUCGAUGAUGGGUCAAAAUUCCAAUAGAUUGGAAUCAGCACCGUCACCACGCCCAUCGAAGCCACUGAUAAUCGAAUCGGUGGUUGGACCACCACCGACAAAACCAGCGAUUGAGAAACCAAUCGUGGCCCCAUCACCAUCUCCUGCUUAUGAUCAGGUUUUCAGACAAUCACAAUUAGCAGUAGAAAAAGCUUCAACUUCGGUACCCGUACCCUUACCACCAUUCGUGCCCUCCCCAGCUCCAUCUGCAGCACCACGAAAAUUACCGUCAAUGCAGAAAUCAGCAUCAAUGCGUGCCUCGAGUUCAUCGAUCUUAAAUGCUCCAAAUUCGCAGAAAAUUGGUUCAAGCCGCUUCCGCGAUCCUUCAUCUGUAGUAUCGCAAAUGGUAAACGAAGUUGAAAAUCGCAUGAAAAAUAAUGAAAACCCAUUAUUAGUCCCGAUGCCAAAGGAUCCGCCAUCCAUGAAGAUGAAAUUGGGUAGACCAAAACCAACUGGCCACUUUGAUGUGCCACGAGUUCCAAAUAGCGAUGGUAAAAUCCUUUAAGGUUUCGAAACUUGAAAAUUAAUCUAAUCAAGUAAAGUCAUAAUUCGAUCAUUUUAAAUUAUUAUUGAAAUAAACGUAUUUCGAACUUCA
Molecule: messenger RNA, 958 nt
Organism: Contarinia nasturtii (swede midge)
Lineage: Eukaryota; Metazoa; Arthropoda; Insecta; Diptera; Cecidomyiidae
Product: helix-loop-helix protein 11-like
Exons: 2
Coding region: 83-868 (261 amino acids)
Source: RefSeq, a predicted model, not a curated record